AUGACCUGCAGUGAGCUCCUAAUGGCCGGCAUGCUGAUCUGCAGUGAGCUCCUAUUGGCCGGCCUGCUGAUCUGCAGUGAGCUCCUAUUGGCUGGCCUGCUGAUCUGGAGUGAGCUCCUAUUGGCCGGCCUGCUGAUGAUAAGGACCCUCAUCCCCACGACAGCAGGAGGCUGUGAGGACCCUCCUCCCCACGGUGCUCCUCUAGACAGCAGGAGGCUACAGCAGGAGGCUGUGAGGACCCUCCUCCCCACGGUGAGGACCCUCCUCCCCACGGUGAGGACCCUCCCCACGGUGAGGACCCUCCCCACGGGUCCUCAGGACGCCGCGGCCCGCCCGGACCCCUCCAGGGCCCAGGCCUACCCCCCCGCCCAGUACGCCCCCCCCCUGCCAGAGCGCCCAUCCCCCUCCCCGAGUACGCCGCCUCUCACCCCCACCCGCAGCAGCCCCACCCACAGCACCCCCCACCCGCAGCACCCCCACCCGCAGCACCCCACCCGCAGCACCCCCACCCGCAGCACCCCCACCCGGGGGCGGCGCAGCACGCGGGGGGGCCGUCGCCCGGGAGGGGAGCUCAGCAUCUCGCCAAAGAGGCUCCACGUCUCCAACAUCCCCUUCAGGUUCAGGGACCCCGAUCUCAGGCAGAUGUUUGGCCAAUUUGGCAAAAUCUUAGAUGUGGAAAUCAUCUUUAACGAGCGCGGCCCUCAGGGCUUCGGCUUUGUGACCUUUGAACUCAUCGCCGAUGCAGACCGCGCCCGAGAGAAGCUGCACGCCACCGUGGUCGAGGGACGCAAAAUAGAGGUGAACAAUGCGACGGCGCGGGUCAUGACCAACAAGAAGACGGUCAGCCCCUAUGCAAACGGCUGGAAGCUGAACCCAGUGGUCUACAGUCCAGAGUUCUAUGCAGUCCCAGGCUUCCCCUACCCAGCAGCCACUGCGGCUGCGGCGGCGUUCAGAGGAGCCAACCUUCGGGGCCGGGGCCGGACCGUCUACAACGCCUUCAGGGCCGCCGCCCCCCCCCCCUCACAUCCCCGCCUACGGAGGGUGAGGACCCCCAUACCCCCCCCCCCCCACAUACCCGCCUACGGAGGUGUUGUUUACCAGGAUGGAUUUUAUGGGACAGAUCUUUAUGGCGGGUACACGGCCUACAGAUACGCCCAGCCUACUGCUGCCACAGCUGCUGCUUACAGUGACAGCUACGGACGACUGUACGCUGCCGACCCGUACAGCCACGCGCUCGCACCCACAGCCUCCUACAUGGGGGCCGCCAUGAAUGCUUUCGUCCCGCUGAGUGAUGCCAAGGGGCGGAGCCAAGGAGCGGGGGAGGAGCUGGGGCUGGUCCUCUCCUCUCUACAGGCCAGCCUCUACCGCGGCGGCUACGGCCGCUUCGCCCCCUACUAGCCGCGCAGGCCCCCGCCCU
This is a messenger RNA of Gadus chalcogrammus (walleye pollock), 1417 nucleotides long. Its product is annotated as RNA binding protein fox-1 homolog 1-like. Gene Ontology annotation, molecular function: mRNA binding. Gene Ontology annotation, cellular component: cytoplasm; nucleus. NCBI's taxonomy places the organism in Eukaryota, Metazoa, Chordata, Actinopteri, Gadiformes, Gadidae. The transcript has 15 exons. The record is from RefSeq and is a predicted model, not a curated record. Gene Ontology annotation, biological process: regulation of alternative mRNA splicing, via spliceosome; nervous system development. Bases 1 to 1398 code for a protein of 465 amino acids.